AUGGCAUUGCGCAAGCAGUCGGCAGCGGCCCCUCUGGUCGCCGGCCUUCUUCUCUUGGUGUACGCCCCCACUCCGGUGUUCGCCCACCCUUAUCCUCUCCAAAAUGUCGCAAACAACCUCUUUUACAAUUUGGGCGACCAAUUUAUGAAGCGCGAUUGCGUUCAACGUUGUGGAGCCGACUCUCAGUACUGCUGUGGAUCCGGAGAGCAGUGCUACACCGUUAACAACAUCGCUGGCUGCAGCACCGUGAGCGGAGGUGGAGGCUACGGCAUUUACACCACGACAUGGACUGAGACGAACACCUUUACCAGCACAAUAUCGACAAACUGGCCUGCAGUGACAACAGGGGCAGCUGGGGGAGGCACCGGGGCCACCUGUGUUCCUCAGAGUAGUGGAGAGACGGCCUGUGGCAGCAUUUGCUGCGCCGCCAACCAGUACUGUGCCUACUCAGGGCAAUGCGCUCAGCGCGAUGGCUGGGGCGGAGGCGUCACUACAAUUACAUCGGGAGGCCAUACAAUCACCACCCAAUACUCUGCUCCUUACCGCAUCACGAGCACCGGGGCCACCGGCACCGCCGCCUCAGCAACCAGCACCGGCACAGUCGUACCCAUCACCAACGAGGGUACUGGUGGAGGAUUGAGCGGCGGCGCCAUCGCCGGUAUUGUUAUCGGCACGCUUGCAGGUCUCGGUCUUCUCAUGCUUCUCUGCUUCUGUUGUAUCGCCCGCGGCCUGUGGGGUCUCAUCUUUGGCAAGAAGAAGAAGGAGCACAGCCACAGCCGCGAACGAGUCGAGGUGGUUGAGGAGAGAUACUCGCGUCACGGCAGCCGCAUGCCAUCUGCCCACUCUGGUCGCCCCUCGCACGGCGGCUGGUUCGCAGGUGGCGGUCGUCCCGCCCCGGCUGCUCGUCGCAAGGAAGAGAAGAAGGAAGGCGCCAAGUGGUUGGGCCUGGGAGCCGCCGCAGCAACCAUGUUGGCGCUCUUGAAUCUUAAGAAGGACAAGCCGAAGGCCAAGCCUCGGUCAAGCUACACCGACUCGUACUACUCGUACACGGGGACAAGUCCCAGUGAGUCUUCAUGGGAUUCUCGGGAUCGAUCGGAUCUGACGUCCUACCUAGGCAGCUCUAGCUCGGGCGGAAGAACUCACCGCACCGGCCACACACGCGGCACACACACGACGCGCCACUCACGGAGGUAG
Messenger RNA from Colletotrichum abscissum, 1194 nucleotides. RefSeq lists its product as uncharacterized. The transcript has a single exon. NCBI's taxonomy places the organism in Eukaryota, Fungi, Ascomycota, Sordariomycetes, Glomerellales, Glomerellaceae. The record is from RefSeq and is a predicted model, not a curated record. The coding region runs from base 1 to 1194 and encodes 397 amino acids.